Molecule: messenger RNA, 1055 nt
Organism: Lontra canadensis (Northern American river otter)
Lineage: Eukaryota; Metazoa; Chordata; Mammalia; Carnivora; Mustelidae
Gene: SFR1
Product: SWI5 dependent homologous recombination repair protein 1
Exons: 4
Coding region: 190-888 (232 amino acids)
Biological process (GO): positive regulation of DNA-templated transcription; double-strand break repair via homologous recombination
Cellular component (GO): Swi5-Sfr1 complex
Source: RefSeq, a predicted model, not a curated record
GGAUGCCUUUGUUUGAGGAAAACGGCUUAAGCCAACUCUCUUUCCAGGGUCUCUUCGCUACUUAAAUGACACACACGGGCGUAUGUUUAUCUGCGCUUGUGUUCCUUGUUCGUCAGGCCUGAGUGGUCAUUGGUUCUAGUCACACAGCUUUUUAGGGUUUAAGAGGUAGGCGAAGAUUUCAUUUCCAAGAUGGAAAGCCCGUCCGACUCAGCUGUGAUUUUACCUAGCACUCCACGGGCCUGCGCCAGCCCACCAUCUCCCCGUACAAGCAGUUUAAGAAAACAACCUAUGAGUGCAACACUUAGAGAACGAUUAAGGAAAACUAGAUCUUCAUUUAAUUCCUGUUACAGUGUGGUAAAACGUCUUAAAAUAGAGAAUGAAGAAAACGAUCAGACUUUUCCUGAGAAACCACCAUCUUCAACAGAAGAAAACUGUUUGGAACUUCAGGAAAAUUUUAAACACAAAGAUGGUGAGUUCAAAGAAAGUAUGUGUUUGAAAAAUACCUUCAAGAAUAUCAGUGCGUGUGAAUCUAAAUCUCUUGAUACUGAGUCAUGCAGUGAUCUCCAAAGUGACUUUGUGAAUGAGGAACUUCCCAAACAGGGAUUGAGUGAAGAAAGAACAAAAUUGAUGAAGCAGAUUGAAGAGAAAGAAGACCUUCUUCGGAGGCUAAAACUGGUCAAAAUGUAUAGAUCAAAGAAUGACUUGUCUCAGUUACAGUUGUUAAUACAGAAGUGGAGAAGCUGUAGCCAGCUGUUGCUUUAUGAGUUGCAGUCAGCCAUGUCUGCGGAGAACAGGAAACUCAGCCUUACUCAGUUGAUAGACCACUAUGGGUUAGAGGAUAAGUUGCUACACUAUAACAGAAAUGAAGAAGAAUUUAUGGAUGUUUAAUUCAUAAUUAUUUCCCCAGAAUAUUUUUGAGAAUGAUAAGUUAAAAGAUACUUAAUACAUUUUAAAAGGAAGGUAGAAACCAUUAUGUAAAUAUAAAAUAAGAUCUAAAAUGAAAAUUUAGUAGUCUGGUUAAAUUUGCCAAAGGAAACUUCAUAUUUAAAGAAAUG